Molecule: messenger RNA, 1560 nt
Organism: Adineta ricciae
Lineage: Eukaryota; Metazoa; Rotifera; Eurotatoria; Adinetida; Adinetidae
Source: the annotation of a GenBank genome assembly
AUGUUGAAGGUAUCGCAACAAUCAAAAGGAAACUUUGAGAACAAUCGUCAAUUUCAGGUGAUUUCCUAUCCGGAUGAAAAUGUGUCAUUGAACUCGAUAUUUCCACAGGGAUGGGAUCGUCUAUCCACUGCAAUCAAUGCCGCUAAUGACGAAAAACUCCGAAAAUUUAUCGAUUUAUCCGCUUCCGAACAACAGUGUGUUCUUGCUGAAAUCAGACGACAAUGGAAAACGAUGUUCACUGAAGAAAGUAACAGUUUUCUCAUUGAAAACUUUGCCGAGUUGUUGGUUUCUGCUGGUUCUUCAUCACAAGUAUCACCAAAACACGAUUAUUUGACUGAGAUAAGUAAUGACAUGAUUACUCUGUUACGCAAUUGGUCUAACGAAAAAUCGAAAUUCUACGCAUUUUUCAAUCGCCCAUUGAGUCAACCAAUACGUUCGAUUAGUUGGCAUUUGUAUUUAUCCAAUGCUAAUUAUCCAGAAAAGUUUCGUGAUGAUUUAUCAAAUCAUCCGCAGAGUGUUUUGUCACCUAUGGAUAUGGAGAUUCAUGAUAAAUGCGAUUAUUUCAUUUCAUUCCUACCAUGUGCAUCGGAAAUUCAAAAAUCUCUUCAAACUGUGCAAGCAAUGAAAGCGAUCCUUUCUUAUUAUCGUUCGCAAUUCAUCGACCAACGAAACUUAACCCAAGCCGAAUAUUAUUACCUCAUACCAAUUGUUUAUGUCCAACAAACAGAUUUGUCCAAAUCUUUGGAAACAUUUCUCUCGGAUUCCAUUGAAAUGUAUCAAACAUUCAUUGAUACACUUCCCAAACCACUGAAAUACAUUCAUUUAAACAAUUCAAUCGAGACAUUUGAUUUAUGGUUUGAGAAAGUCGAAUAUCAUUUGAACCGUAUCGAUCCGUUCAUUUGGAAUCACAUACAAACUGUUCUUCAAAACAAUCUUGUUUCACGUUCGCAAUGCAUGAAAAACGACGUGCUGUACUUUCUGAGAAAAUCUUGUUCUAGUUGGUUCCACUACAUGUUUAUCAACUGUUUAACAAUGGACACUUUAUUGUUUGUAUGGGAUCAGUAUUUAAUAACUAAGGAUUUACCGAAUUUCUACGACGAGUUGUUACCGGCGGUUACCACGGCGAUAAUUGUGAUCCUGAAGGAUUUCAUAGUCGAAUGUAAAAAGACAUCAGAAAUUGAAAGAAUCUUGAAAACGAAACCAGCUUUGAUCGAAACCUAUCAAUUUCAAUCAACAUUUUCUCGGUUCUUUCUUGUCAAUUCCCCAUCGAAAACCAUUGUCAUUCGCCCAACUCGAAUUAAUCAAUCAACUAAUCCAGUUCAUGAUUUAUUAACGAGAAUCACAAAGACAUUUAAUCUAGUUACUCAUGGUGAAGGAACAAAACGUGCGGAACUUGAUCGACGAACAACAAGUACUAUUCGAACAUACCGCUUCGAUUUGAUGAUGUCAAAAUUUCACUGCUCAUCGUCCAAGGAAUCAGAAUUACAAAUCGCCAUAAAACGAGUCCAAACUCGGUAUCUUAUGGAUCAAAAUGCUCCACUUUUCUCAGACUUGCGCUAA